AGAGAGAGAGAGAGAGAGAGAGAGAGAGAGAGGAGAGGAAGGCAUUCCCAAACCAUUCACUACAGAUCGAGAAAAACCAUCAAGCUCAUACGAUCCAUUUGCACUAGAGAAAGAAUCUACUUUUUCCCCGCUUAAAGAUGGUGUUUAAUCUCCGAGCCUUCAGUUUUGACGAGUCCGAUGAAGAAGAUCCAACACCUACUAAAAGCUUCUCCCUAAAGGAGCUCCGACGCGCGACGGACAACUUCAGCAGCAAAAACAUCGUGAGGAGCAUUUGGAGGGGCAACGUUUACAAGGGGUGCUUGGCCGAUGGUUCGCUAGUGGCAGUACACAGAGCAAGUUCUGUCGAUUCGUUCCGCAAGAAGAGCUUCGAAUCAGAAGUGCAAGUGGGAAGCACGGUUUCGACACACCCAAAUGUGCUAUGCCUGAGGGGCUUUUGCAGGACCAAGAAAGAGCUCUUACUGGUGUAUCCCUUCAUGAUCAACAACAGCCUAUCAUACAAUCUUACCAAGAGACCGGAUCGUUUUGCCCGACCUCUUGAUUGGACUACCCGCAAGCGAAUUGCCUUGGGAGCAGCGAGGGGGCUUGCACACCUUCACAAUCAAGGAGGAUCUUCGUUUGCCGUGAUCAUGAAUGAGAAUAAUGCAGAGGAAGGGACUAUUGAGUGGCCCAUGUGGUCGGCGGAUUCUGGCUCCGAUUCUCAAUCCUAUCAUCGCUAUGAAGAUGUUUAUGUCAAUACCACCCUCUGUGGCACAAGGGGGUUUGUUGCCCCUGAGUUUUUCUUCACGGGAAAGUGCACAGUGAAGAAUGAUGUCUUUGCAUACGGGAUAUUGCUUCUCGAGCUCAUGUCGGGAACCGGAAUUUUAUUACUAAUAGCGUUGGCAGAAAAUGAAGAUCUCAGUUUGGAGGAAUGGAUCGGUGUUCUUAAGAACAAGAACAAGUUGGGAAGGGUGAUCGAUCCCAAUCUGCAGGGGAACUACGUGGAAGAAGAAGCAGAGCGACUAGUCGGAUUUGCAUUGUUGUGCUCACACGUGGAUCCAUCUAUUCGACCAGAGAUGUCUGAAGUGGUUCGAAUGCUCGAAAGCCAGUUUCUUCAGCGGGAUCCUAGUACUAGUACAAGGAGUAGUUGGAGUCAAAGUGAGGGCGACUCAACUCUGUACUACUCUUUCCCUCCUUCUCCUUCUCCUUUUCUGGGGAUUGCUCCAUGACUGGCAUGUCAAUGCUGCAUCGUCAUCAUUGCCUUCUAACUUCAACAACAAGUUUAGCUUCUAUGUUUUUCUCUACCUAUAUUCUGUGUUCUUCCUCUUCACCUACAUUUGCAUGAUCUUUCUAUAAUAUUUUCCUUCCGACUCUUUUAGACAUGUAGCACGUCAUUCAUGCAAUAACUACUAUCUUCUACAUUUGU
Molecule: messenger RNA, 1402 nt
Organism: Eucalyptus grandis
Lineage: Eukaryota; Viridiplantae; Streptophyta; Magnoliopsida; Myrtales; Myrtaceae
Product: BRASSINOSTEROID INSENSITIVE 1-associated receptor kinase 1
Exons: 2
Coding region: 138-1205 (355 amino acids)
Biological process (GO): protein phosphorylation
Molecular function (GO): protein kinase activity; ATP binding
Source: RefSeq, a predicted model, not a curated record